CCCAACAGAAACGUUUAAAAUAGAAACAGAAGCACCUGCUACCGUGAAUAUCAAACUUUGAAGCACAUAUACGACGAAGCUAAAUGAAAACACAUGUAAACAGCCAAUUAUAAUAGAACAAGCUGGGAAGCUAAAGAGAUUCACGGAGAUUCUGGGAGAAUCCCAAUGUAAAAACACAGUGGUAGACACAGAAGGAAUACCUGGAUUUACAAAAAGACGAAGCAUGAAUUUAAAUGCUUCUGUGGUGCUUCCUAUCACCAAAGCCAGGUCUGUCAAGCUCAAUGGCAGAAACAUGCAAGAAUUGCGAGUGGACACCUUGACUUUGGAUGAUGAGAGCAAGGAGAUGGAGGAGAAACUGCAGCAAUUAAAGGACACCAUGAGUAAAGAGAAGGAGGAGAGACAAAAUUCAAGAGGAUUAAGAUGGACAUCUGAAAAAAAAAUUUCUAUAAGCGGCAAUUCUCUACCAAGCAGCUUCAAUAAAAAUAAGGAGACCAAAAUCCAAAAGGUGUCAGCAGGCAAACAGAAGAUUCGAGUUUUGAAGGAAGAACCCCUAUCAGCUCCUGCUGUUUGUCGAGGGUUAACAAGGGGAAGCAGACUGAAAGAAAAGAUGUGUGGACAGUAUGAAGUGAAGACUGCUGGAUUAGUGUUUGUUGUGAAUGAUGGAGAGCAGAAGGUGGGGAUAACUGAAGAUGAUGAGCUAGGAUUGCCCUCCACACUUCUUACAGGACAGUACAAUGAGGAGGAAUCAGCACAAUACUUUCAGGAUGCUCUGAGACAGUGGAGAGGAGAAAGAUGUAAUGAAGGAGAACAAACCAUGACUACUGAUACAAUGUGGAGUCCUGUCAGAUCAGUAUCGGUGUCAGCUGUGGCGACCCAAGCUGACUUCCCUCCAGACAGAGAAGCUGAAGGACGAAAGAAGGGAGGGAGGGAAGGAGUUAUGGUGGAGUUCACAGAAAACAGCCUUACCUAUGUGGAGAGACUACUUCUUCAGAAGCACCGCAGAACACCAUUUCAAAGUUAUCAUCCUUCUCUGGACCUUGGCACGGAUUCAAAAUCUUCACUCACCACAGACACUGAGGAGGACACAGCAAACAACCUAACUGGUGAGGAAGAGGAUUUUCAUCGCUACUAUACAUCAUUGUUUGCUGUUCCUGUCAACAGGGGCAGGACUGAACCUCAGACUUCCACACCUGAAUCGUGCCUUGCCAUAGAAAUUUUGGAUGAGACUUGCAGUGACAUAGACAAAACCUGUGCUGCUGAACAGAAGAUGGAUAAAAACGAAGAGGUACCUUCUGUUCAGCAGAUCUCCAGGAGAGAAUUAACUCGAGUGUCUAAAAUGGCUCUAUCCAGUAACAGGUCUUCAAGAGCUGGACUUUCUUCUCCCAGUAAAACACAACCAUCCAGACAGUCCGGCAUGCCAGUGCAAUCCAAAGCAGCCAAGAAGCUCCAUUCAUCUCAGACUUCACAACCAGAACACUCAGUCAAAGCAUUGUCUUCUAAAAGUAAGACAUCUACGUGUCCCACUGCUGUGACCUCUGGAACUUCAAAUAAAUCAAAGAAGAAAACAGCCUCAAAGUCAUCUAUGUCUAUGUCCUCCCCAUCUACCAUGAAGUCAAACGAUAACUGUGGAUCGCCACUGAGUUCAUUCCUUUCACCAGAAAUCCCUAAAUCUUCAACCAGCCCUCUUUCUUUUUUUGAUGAAGUUUCAGCUUUAGAUGGUAAUAUGUCAGCCAACCCAGAAGAGCAUCCUUCCCAUUCUCCAUCAAUAUCCUUUUCCCUUCGGUCAACCUUCACAGUUUCACCAUCAAGCUCUACUCAGUCAACCUUUUUACCCAAGGUUUAUAACUCAACCCUGCUCCAAAAAGACUUGGACUUGUCUCUCUUGUCAGCGAAACGUCAGUCCUCCCAGUUAUUUUCUGAACCAGUCUCUUCUCUGAAUCUUUGUGAAGCUCCAAAAGGCAACCUGAUAUUCCAACAACAAUCCCAGCAUUCCAUGUGUGACCCAGACUGUCUUCAAUCAGAAAAUCAACUCAACCACAGUUUGUCACCAAUGUCUGCCACCCCAUACCCAAAACCAGAAUCCCUGGAACCAGUUCGAUCACUACUCAGCCCUGUGCCAUGUGGAGUAUAUGCAAAUUCUUUCUGUACAUCAGCUGAAAAAUAUGAAAAACAUCCAGUUUUUAUAUCCUCUACGCCAAGAUCUGGUGACCAGAAGUCAAGUCAGUUUCUUCAAGAUCCACGUUUUAGUUCAUCAUCCAGCCUGAAAACUGUCAUCAACAAUCCUGUCAAAAUGGACAAAGUCAAGGAGCCAUCAAUAGACAGUGGAGAUGAAAUGUCCAUUGACAGCCUGGGUCUGGCUGAAGAAGACUCUUCAGGCGAGGAAACACAAAUGGAGAGACGUUUAACGAGAGAGAAAUCCAAAGAAGAAAACCACCGUCCUGUGCUGUCUCAUCUUGAUGAUUCCUUUAUUCUUGCAGAGGUGGAAACAAAGAAAGAUUUGCAGACUGAGGAGCCAGAAAAGCAGUCAAAAUCAUUCAUGUUUUGUGAACUGCUGCAUCCUUCGCAUUGUCAGCAGGUGAUGCAAAAACAGAGUGCUGGGUCUGGAUCAGAGCAGUUCUGUGAUCUGGAUGGGUUUUUGCCUCUGGGUUUGGACACGGAUACUGGUCACCUCAGCUCACCAGAACAUGCACACUGUGAACCACUUCACACGCGUCACUCUUCAGUGUGUGAGUCAGACCCAACAGGAUGUAACCUGUCUGACAAGCCCACACCAGUUCUUUCUAAAUCAUCCAGGAGGAGAAGACCUCUCUCUGCACCUACAUCUUUCAGCCUCGUUUGUACUCCAUCUCCUCCUCUGUCUGCUCGCCCGUCUCAUCUCACACCAGGCUCAGAAUUUUCUCCAGCAUCUCGUCCAUUUUCCAGACCCACCCAAGAGAUCAUGGAGAUCUGUGGUGUGGACCAGAAAGGCUGUGAGGACCCUGAUUUGGAGAUGGAUAUAACGGUACACAUGCUACACAGUCUGGAGGAGGAAUUAAGAGUCAUUACAAAGGCGACUCAUGCUCUGGUAUUGGAUGGGGAAAACGGUGGAAGUCAAAAUGGGAGUCAUAGUCUCAAACGGGUUGCAGUCAGCAAGGAACAAAAGGAAGAGGACGAAGACGCGGAGAGAGACCGACAGAGUGUCCUCCUCCUACCCUGAGACACAAACACAACAGUCAUGGAACAGAUGUAAAAUAUGUUUCUGUUUUAGUUCACCUAUCUUUUUAUUGUUCAGAGUAGUCUGUAACACGAUGACAUGA
Messenger RNA from Melanotaenia boesemani (Boeseman's rainbowfish), 3296 nucleotides. RefSeq names its product zinc finger, B-box domain containing (gene zbbx). The transcript has 19 exons. The record is from RefSeq and is a predicted model, not a curated record. Bases 224 to 3196 code for a protein of 990 amino acids. Gene Ontology annotation, cellular component: motile cilium. Gene Ontology annotation, biological process: cilium movement. NCBI's taxonomy places the organism in Eukaryota, Metazoa, Chordata, Actinopteri, Atheriniformes, Melanotaeniidae.